This is a messenger RNA of Cimex lectularius (bed bug), 2826 nucleotides long. RefSeq names its product proton-coupled amino acid transporter-like protein pathetic (gene path). The record is from RefSeq and is a predicted model, not a curated record. Gene Ontology annotation, molecular function: amino acid transmembrane transporter activity. Gene Ontology annotation, cellular component: vacuolar membrane. The transcript has 11 exons. Gene Ontology annotation, biological process: amino acid transmembrane transport. Bases 184 to 1752 code for a protein of 522 amino acids. NCBI's taxonomy places the organism in Eukaryota, Metazoa, Arthropoda, Insecta, Hemiptera, Cimicidae.
UCUUGUCAGUCGGCCGAGAAAAGUCGACCGAUUGACACCUCAGAGCAGUGCACUUGAUGACCCUGGUAAUAGUUCAUCGUUCUUUUGGAUAAGAUAUAUAUAUUGGUGGUUCAAUCCUCUCUGAAAGCAGGCUAGAAGACAACAGACCAAUUUAAAGAAUUUCUACGUCAUAAACGGCAAAAUAUGACUUCUAACGGGACGGUAAAUAUGACCGAGCUGGAGACCUUCCUCCCGCAGGACGGAUCCAACUUGAAGGACGGUGGAAAGUACAAAAUUAACAUUGUUUCAAAGGAGGGAAAUCAUUUAAAUAAUCAUGAUGCCAAAGCUGCUUACUGGGAUCCAUUCAAAGAAAGAAAAGUUGAGCAUCCAACAACUGAUUGUGACACUCUUACACAUUUGCUCAAAGCUUCGUUAGGCACAGGAAUUCUAGCGAUGCCGUACGCUUUCAAAAAUGCAGGGAUGUCGUUAGCGAUAAUCUUGACAGUUGUUGUCGCCAUAAUCUGUACACACUGUGCCUACAUUCUGGUCAAAUGUGCCCACGAACUGUACAGACGGACUAGAGUGACUGCAAUGAGUUUUCCUGAUGUGGGCGAAGUGGCCUUUGCAAACGGACCUGCGUGGGGUAGGCGCUACUCCAAAUUAGCUAGAAUGACAAUCAUUGCUGGAUUGUUUACAGCAUACUUUGGCACAUGCAGUGUUUACACUGUCAUAAUUUCUGAAAAUUUCAGACAGGUGUAUGACAACUAUGCAACUGAGCCAAUAAAUCAAAGAUUGUGCAUAAUCUCCCUUCUAAUACCACUUAUUUUGCUGACGUACAUUCCAAACUUGAAAUACCUUGCUCCCGUUUCCAUGGUGGCUAAUCUUUUUAUGGCAGUCGGAUUGGGAAUAACAUUCUAUUAUUUGGUCGUCCCAGGGACUUUAGGCUCCCCUUGGGAUUUGCCUCAAGUAGGAGAUUGGAAAAAUUUACCUCAGUUUUUCUCAAUUACAAUAUUUGCCAUGGAAGCCAUCGGAGUGGUCAUGCCUUUGGAAAAUAACAUGAAAACGCCUCAACAUUUUAUUGGAAUUUGUGGAGUACUCAACAGAGGAAUGGGAGGAGUGACCAUGGUCUACAUCUUGCUUGGCUUCUUGGGUUAUUUGAAGUACCCUGAUGACGUUGAUGCCUCAAUCACUCUUAGCCUUCCAAAUGAAGAAAUACCUGCACAGGCUGUGAAGAUUCUUGUUGCCUUAGCCGUAUUUUGUACUUAUGGUCUUCAGUAUUUUGUUUGCCUUGAGAUCGUCUGGGAUGCCGUGAAAGAUAAGAGCAAAAUGAACAAAACCGUAUAUGAAUAUUUGGUCCGAACCAUCCUUACUACAACUACUGUUUUACUGGCAGUAGCAGUUCCAACAAUUGGACCGUUCCUCGGACUUCUUGGAGCUUUUUGCUUUUCACUCCUUGGCCUUCUUAUCCCAGCGGUUAUUGAGAUAGUCACAUUUUGGGAAAAAGGUGUAGGACCUGGCAGGUGGAUCCUUUGGAAAAACAUCUUUGUUCUCAUAUUCGGACUACUGGCUCUUGUCUUUGGCUCUUACACGAGCAUAGAAGAAAUUGCAAUGCUGUACUUAAAACCGGAACCUGUUUUAGCAUCCGGUUUGAAUGAAACUGUUGCAACUUUUGCAAACAGUACACAUAAUGCUAUAGAUUCAAUGUUAGGAUUAAUCAACGCAACUCUUGCAGCCGUCAAUAGCACAUUAACCAAUGUAACACAAUCUUUGUAAUUACCUCAAAUCAAUAUGCAACAAUAUGUAUAAAGCUAUCAUAGUGAAACAUGUGAUUGUUUGUCCAAAAUUCUUGAGGCUUUGUUAACUUUUACACCGUGCCUUAGAAAAAGUAAAUUGGCAAUACAUGAACAAAGACAAGAUUUUUUUAAAACAAAAAUUAUUUUAUAAGAAAUUAUGAUUUUGGACUAAUAUUCCUAAUACCACCCAUUUGAAAAGAAAAAGACUAAUAAAUUAUUUAAGUAUUAAUUGUUGAAAUUUAAAUGUAAACUUUUUUUUAGUUUUGCUGUUAAUGCAAGUAUUUCUACAAACGAAUUUUUAAAAAUGAAUUAAUUUUUAUCCAUUUUUUUGUUCAGUUUUAUUUUUUCAUUUGAAUAAACUAUUACUGAGUACUAAAAUAAAGGAGGUAUUAUUUCUGGUAAAUUUAAAUAAAAUAAGCUUACUUGUUUUUUUUUGUUUUUUUAAUGGCUUUCAUAGAUAAUAGAUAAAUAUCAAUGUGAUAAAUUAUGGUUUCAAUUCCUGAUUUUCAAUUUGUAUAUGAGAGAUAAAAAAGAUAAUUAUAGAAUAUUUAAUUGAAUUACUUUAUUUAAGAACACAAGUGUUAAUUUAUUAUUUGUACAGUUUAGAUUCAAAGUUUCCAUGAUAGAUUUUAUAAUUUCCUUCCAAAAUUAUUUAACAUUCUAUACUUAUUUUCUCAUUUGAUGAGAGUGAAAGAGGAUGGAGAAAUAUGUUAGGAAUGAUUUGUGUGAAAGGUCAUAUUUCAUAAAAUAAUUAUAACGUGAUACAUUAUGUAUUGUGAUCUGUAAAUAGCUGAUCUGUAUAAAAUGUAUUUUGUUAGCGAGACUAUUGACACAUGAAUUUUUCUAUGAAAAAUUUGAGGUAAUAUACAUAAUAACAAAUAAUGAACAAUUUUCCUUGAAAACAUUCAAAAAAUAUAAACAAUUGUUUAUAGACUUAAUGUUCCCUCCCUGUUACUUUUCUAUUUCCAAGUUUUUGUUACUGAUCAAGUGUUAUUUGUAUUCUUUUACAAUAAAAAAUUCCAGUCUUAGCCUGCUGAAAGAAAACAAAACAAAA